UCUCUGCUCGCCCUUUAACUAAAGCUUUUUCGCAAUUGCAUGACAUAUUUUCAGUAUUAAUCCAGAUGAGCCAUCCUUCAUUCUCACUCCCUUAGAAACCCCAUUCUGUCUCAAACCAUUCCUUAUUCCUGUGAAAAUAUAAGUGAUCCAGCACGAUUCCUCAAAAAAAAAUUGCAAGAUGAAGUUACUUGGUUGGAUGAAUCGGAAAACAAGGCAAAAUAAUUUAGAGCCACCACAGAAAGAAUUUUUACAUGGUAUCUCAACAAAGCCAUCACUAUACAUGCAAGAGCAGUACCUGAAGCAAACCUUUGCCCCAGAGAAACCUAGACAGCAGGACACAAGACUACACGAGGUUGAAAAUUCGUAUUUCAUACAUGAUGGGUCCUUUGAUGGCUUUCUCACAAUUGGAACCCUUGGAUUGGAUCCAAGCAGUACUGAUCCCCCAACACCUACAUUUGCGAUGCCUCCUGAAAAGAUAAGAGAAGAAGCUAUCGAUGCAGGAAGAGUAGAAUUGCAGCUUGUCAAUAAUGAGCUUAUAAAAUUCCUCGAAGAAGAAAAGAAAGAGAGGUGCGUUGAAAUGAAAGAAAGCGAAAACAUGACAUGCAAAAGAAAUAUCUGUACUAUGAACAAGGAAGAGAAUAGAGACAUGGUGACACUCCCACUCCAGGGGUACCUAUUUGCAUCCUCUAUUGACCUACCAGAUACAAGUGUGUACAUGAAAAAGGAGAAGGUAUCACUGAGACAACUCUUUGAAGCAAGUAAUGCAGCAUGUGGUCACUCUACAAAAAAGGGCAGGGAAAAAGAGAAGAAUGACAUGAGCUCAUACACUAAGCCAUUUCUGAAGAAGAUAAUGAACAAGCUUCACUCAUCUUCGAGGAGCAGCACAACUUAUGCUGAUGAUAAGCCAGCCGUUGCUCCACAAUCAAUCAAAAGGAAACUCUCUAAGGUUGGUUACCAGUUACUACCACCUGGUUUUCUUAUAUCAUAUCCAUGGAAUGAUGGAUUUCAGUUUCUAGUUGCUCUCAUGGUAACAAAAAGAGAAAAUCACUCCUUUCGUAGUAUGUUUCAAGGUGGUCCAUGCUAUGCAUUUAGAUUGUUCAACAGAAAAGUUCAUCCAGAAAGAACAGGAGAGGAGAAAAAAACAGAGACAUACAACAAGGAUAAUGCCAAAAGUAGUGUCCACAAAUUCCAGAUCAAUCGCACGUACAACUUUCCAGUCAAACCGAUGUUAAAAAGCAAGUUCAGUGGCUUGGAACUGGAAACACACAAGGCACUUCACAAUGAAGAUUCAACUCAGAAUAAAGAAUACUGGAUCAGAACAGACGCAGACUAUGUGGUGUUGGAGCUUUAG
Messenger RNA from Impatiens glandulifera, 1351 nucleotides. Its product is annotated as protein LAZY 1-like. Bases 179 to 1351 code for a protein of 390 amino acids. The transcript has 6 exons. The record is from RefSeq and is a predicted model, not a curated record. NCBI's taxonomy places the organism in Eukaryota, Viridiplantae, Streptophyta, Magnoliopsida, Ericales, Balsaminaceae. Gene Ontology annotation, biological process: regulation of auxin polar transport; gravitropism.